Molecule: messenger RNA, 2094 nt
Organism: Astyanax mexicanus (Mexican tetra)
Lineage: Eukaryota; Metazoa; Chordata; Actinopteri; Characiformes; Acestrorhamphidae
Gene: tacr2
Product: tachykinin receptor 2
Exons: 5
Coding region: 220-1356 (378 amino acids)
Biological process (GO): positive regulation of flagellated sperm motility; G protein-coupled receptor signaling pathway
Cellular component (GO): sperm midpiece; plasma membrane
Molecular function (GO): substance K receptor activity
Source: RefSeq, a predicted model, not a curated record
UCCUCCACACAUUGGGCAGCUCCUCACUCACCUCACACACACCAGCAGCUGACUGCAUCUCCAUCUCCAGCUCUCCACCAUCAAUCAGGUUUUUUUUUUGGGAUAGAACAAAGACCCCAGUCCUGCUGGACCAUGCCUUCAGCUUCAGCUGGAUCUGCUGCUGAGAGAUGAGCGCAGAGCGCGCCAGGUUUCUGGGCACCUUCGGUUCCUCCGGCUGAUAUGGAGGCGACUCUGGAGCCCCAGUGGUCCUCCACGGCCGCCCUGUACGACGAGGACGACGGCAACUACACGGACAGCAACCUGUUCGAGCAGCCGAACUGGCAGGUGGCUCUGUGGGCGGUCGCCUACAGUCUGAUCGUGCUGGUGUCGGUGGUGGGGAAUCUCACGGUCAUCUGGAUCAUCGUGGCGCACAAGCGCAUGCGGACCGUCACCAACUACUUCAUCGUGAACCUCGCCUUCUCCGACGCGUCCAUGGCCACCUUCAACACCGUCUUCAACUUCGUCUACGCGCUUCACAACGACUGGUACUUCGGUCUGGGAUAUUGCAAGUUCCAGAACUUCUUUCCUAUCACCGUUGUGUUCUCCAGCAUCUACUCCAUGGCUGCUAUCGCCGUGGACAGAUACAUGGCCAUUAUCCACCCUCUGAAGUCACGACUUUCCUCCACUACAACCAAAAUCGUGAUUGGUGUGAUCUGGGCUGUGGCUUUCUCCCUGGCCUUCCCUCAGUGUUUCUACUCCAGCACUAAAGUCUACUCCCACCGCACGGUCUGCAUGGUGGAAUGGCCUGACGACUACGGAGGGAAGCACCAUCUCUCGUAUCAGUUCGCUCUGAUUAUCCUGAUCUACUUGCUCCCCCUGCUGGUGAUGCUGGUGACCUACAGUCUGGUCGGUCAGCGUCUUUGGGGUAGUAAAAUCCCUGGUGAAGCUUCAGACCACUAUCAGAACCAGAUACAAGCAAAGCGCAAGGUGGUGAAGAUGAUGAUAGUUGUGGUGACGACGUUUGCCAUAUGCUGGCUGCCCUAUCACAUCUACUUCAUACUGGUCAGCUUCAAGAGGGACAUAUACAACCAGCAUUACAUCCAGCAGGUCUACCUGGCCAUCUUCUGGCUGGCUAUGAGUUCCACCAUGUAUAACCCCAUCAUAUACUGCUGUCUCAACCAAAGAUUCCGGUCGGGCUUCCGACAAGCGUUCCGCUGGUGUCCGUUCAUCAAAGUCACUGAGGGGGACAACAUGGAGCUGCAGCGCAUGAGAACCUUCAGGACCACCCGCAGCUAUCGCACUGAAAACUCCAGCAUGAUGUCCCGCAAUCAUGCAAACACGCCAGUGGAGACUGCGUCCAAACUAAUCAAAUUCUAGGACUGCUGAAGACUCAAAAGCUCAGAGAGAUAGACGAGCUUUCCUAAGCUCUCCUGAGGCCUGAAACCCCAUCCACCCCCCCACCAGAUACCUCACAGUGGAGUCUCACAUGCGAGACUCGAUAGUGACCAUGCUUGUGCUGAGCACGGAUGGAACGUGGCCUUCACCUUUAACCCAUCUGUGUGGUGAACACACACGUACACACCAGUGAACACACAUACACAGUGACAUACAGUGAUCAAACUUGUCCAGAGCGGUGGGCAGCUCUCACUGCAGCGCCUGAGUAUCAGUGAGGCUUGCAGGUACAAGGUUGUGGGUAUUGAACAUAUACCUUUGUUAUCGAUGGCCUGGUGCUCUAACCAGUGAGCCAACACUGCUCAUGUUGUUCUUCUCCUGUUCGGUUUACGAGGACUGUUCAUCAGACUGUUCAUCAGACUGUUCUCCGGAAUAGAAGCAUACCCCCAUGACAGAAGCACCACCAUCGCUGCCCUUGGAAUUGGUUGGAUACUCUACGUGUUCCCACAUGGUUUUAUUGAUCACUAUAAUCAUAAUGUGGAAUAUAUGGACAGCCUCCGCUGUAAAUACUGCCUGAAUGUUGUGUGGCAGCUUUCAUUAUCAAAGAAAAACAACUGCUGAUGAUUUAAGACUUGAGACAACAACAUAGGUCAAACACCUCUUCACAGUCUCUCUUUUUAUAGCAAGGCUUUCAAAUCUGUGCCCCUGCUAAAAUGAAAAGCA